AUGGCGAAAAGGAUCGCUCAGAGCUCCGUAAACUGGGCCGCUUUGGCUGAGAGGGUGCCCGCGGAACAGAAAGGAAACCUUGCUGCUUUCAAAAUCAAGUCCGAUGGCUAUCUCAGAAGGGUGUUGGCUAACCCUGCUGAGCCACCCAAGAUCAACUGGGCUGCAUACAAACAGGCUGUCCCCAUCCCCGGAAUGGUCGACAAUUUCCAGAAGCAAUAUGAAACCUUGAAAAUCCCAUACCCAGCUGAUACAUUGACCUCUAAAGUUGAAGCCCAAUGGGUUGAAGUUAAGAAAGCCAUUGAUGCUUUCGUUCAACAAUCUAAUGCCACCAUUGCAUCAUACCAGAAACAAAUUGAAGAAACCAAAGCGAUCCUGCCAUAUGAUCAAAUGACCAUGGAAGACUUCAAGGAUGCUCAUCCCGACCUUGCCAUUGAUCCAAUCAACAAGCCUACAUUCUGGCCGCAUAAUGAAGAAGAACAACUUGACUAUGUCGACCCAGACAAACAAGCACAUGCCUCACAC
This is a messenger RNA of Brenthis ino (lesser marbled fritillary), 522 nucleotides long. Lineage: Eukaryota; Metazoa; Arthropoda; Insecta; Lepidoptera; Nymphalidae. The record is from the annotation of a GenBank genome assembly.